Molecule: messenger RNA, 2914 nt
Organism: Pseudoliparis swirei
Lineage: Eukaryota; Metazoa; Chordata; Actinopteri; Perciformes; Liparidae
Gene: cep120
Product: centrosomal protein 120
Exons: 17
Coding region: 140-2746 (868 amino acids)
Biological process (GO): positive regulation of centriole elongation; centrosome cycle; interkinetic nuclear migration
Cellular component (GO): centrosome; centriole
Source: RefSeq, a predicted model, not a curated record
UGCUGCCUUCAACCGACAAACUGGGCAGAGUCUCCUCUGUGAGACUUUUAACACGUUACACGUUCAAUGAGAGCUUCUGAAUUAAUCUCCGUGUCGAAGAGGACUUUCAUAUCUAGAGUUUAAUAGUUUUACUAAUGUAAUGGCGUCAAAGACCGACCAACUUCUCAUCGUUGUGUCCAUCCUCCAAGGGCGCCACUUCCCCAAGGCCCCCGGCCUCAGCCUGGUGGUGCAGCUGAGCUUCGAUGGCGAGCAGCUGGCCACGGACCCCGUGGAGCACCUGGACCAGCCAGUCUUCAGCACCGAGCUGGCCUGGGAGCUGGACCGCCGGACCCUGCACCAGCACAGACUGCAGAGGACGCCCAUCAAGCUUCAGUGCUUCGCCGUCGACUCCGUGAGCAAGAGGAGCGACAGCGUCGGCUACAUCGUCCUGGACCUGAGGUCUGUGCAGGAGGUGCAGCAGGAGCCCCGCUGGUUCCCUCUGCUCAGCAGUAAGUACACCAAGCAGCGUCCGGCGCUCCUCCUCAGCAUGUCGCUGGAGAACGACGCCAAACUCCACCAGCCGUCUCCUGAUAGGUUCAGAGCCAAGAAGGCCCCGCCCCGCCACGGCCCUCCUGCGGUCUCAGACCUGCUGCCGGACCGACUGCAGGCCUCUCUGGUCCCUGACCAGGGCUACCACCAGGUGGGCCCAGCAGAGCUCUGCUGCGACAUGUUCUUACUCUCCGUCACCGUGGCCUUCGCCACCAAGCUGGAGCAGUUGGUCCCCAGCACCGUGAAGCUGUCGGGGGAGGAGCCAGGCUUCUUCUUCUACUACUCAUUGCUAGGCAACGACAUCACCAGCGAGCCCUUCGCCAGCCUGCUGCGCCCCGACUUCGAGCCGGAGCGCGCCUCGGUGCGCAUCCGCAGCAGCAAGAAGGUCCUUCAGAGCUUCCUGUCGCAGCAGCCCAGUCUACAGAUCCACCUAUGCCGUGGGAAUCACUCCCUCGGCAGCACCGACGUCACCCUGUCGGCCCUCGGCGGCGCGGCGGUGGAUCUGGACAACAUGGUGGCGACGGUGGAGGGGGCGUUCGUUCUGCGACCGUCGAAACGAUCCAAGAUGGCGGCGCUGCACGCUGACCUGCAGCCGACGGUGGGGGUGGCGGUCACCCUGAGGAGGGAGGACGUCACGGCGCAGUCUUUAGGGACGAAAGAAGUUCCCUCUGACGCUCCUCAAAGACCUCCUGCUCCUCCUUCGGUUCCUCCUCCUGCUCCUCCUUCGGUUCCUCCUCCUGCUCCUCCUUCUAUUCCUCCUCCUGCUCCUCCUUCCUCUCACACGGAGAGCGAAGCGGAGAGUUUGCUGGAGGAGCUUCAUCGUGGCAAAGAGCCUCCGGCGGCGCUGUUGCCAGGAGAUCUGGAGCUUCCUGUUCAGCAGCAGCAGACUGGAGGCGGAGCUUCAUCCGUCAGCGUCUCUGCUCCCAAAGUGUCCAUCCCGUCCUCCGCCCACCACUACUGCUUCUCCCUGGACCUCCGCAGCCUGAGAAACCUCAGCCAGACGCACGCCAUCGCUGCCACUCUCAGGUACUCGUACCAGUUCUUCGGCAGCACGGCCCCCAUCAUGACCGGCCCCCCUGUGGAGCUGCAGAGGAGCUCCGAGGCCUCGCUGCCUCAGUCCUACUGCGCCUUCGACUUCGCUGCCCUGCCCCAACAGCUGGAGGAGACUUUCCUGAGAGUCCCUCUGGUGGUGGAGGUGUGGCACAGGGACUCCUCCAGUGGGGACCAUCUGAUUGGCCGAGCCUCCGUCCAGCUGUCUCGGUUGCUGAGCUCCGAGAGGACCGGCCUGGCCUCCUCGACGGGGGAGCCUCGCUGGAGGCGAAGCCACCGGGACCGGAUCCCCGUGGUGCCGACGCAGCGGCCCAGUGAGCCGGUGGCGGAGCUGAGCUACGUGGCCACGCUGGAGGACCUCGGCCUGGUGAGAGCCAGAGACGUCGUGGUGGUCGACGAGUCCUCACAGAGUGUCCCCGCGGCCCCCGCCCUUCAGCCGCCCCCCCAUCCUGCAGCACCCGGCCCCAUCGUGGCCCCCCCGCUGGGCCUGGAGGACCCGGCCCCCUCCAGGGACACCCAGGAGUACCGCACGGCCCUGGAGCUAGAGCUGUGGAAGGAGGAGCAGGAGGACCUGUUCGACGACCAGCUGAGGAGGAAGGAGCUGAGCCACAUGAAGGCUCUGGCGGAGGAGUGGAGGAGGAGAGACCGAGAGAGAGAAGCUGUGGUCAAGAAGAAGGAGGUGGAGUACAACCAGCUGGAGGAGCAGCUGCAGAAGACCCUGAGCGACCUGGAGGCUCGAGAGAAACACCUGGCUGCAGCCGAGCUGGAGACUCAGAGGCUGCAGAAGGACCUGCGGGCCGAACACAGCUUGACCCAGAGGGAGCUGCAGGAGAGCAGCAGGAGGCUGCGGCAGGACUGCGACCACCGGGUGGCGCUAGAGGGCGACAAAGCCCGGCUGAUGGAGGAGGAGAGAGCCCGUCUGCUGCAGCAGAUUACAGACGGAGAGUCUCGGUACCGACAGCUGGAGAAAGAGUUCCAUCUCUACAGGGAACAGCAGUCCGUGAGGCCGGAGGUCAGACUGCAGUCGGAGGUCAACCUGCUCUCUCUGGAGAAGGUGGAGCUGGAGAGGAAGCUGGAGUCCACCACCAAGUCCAAGCUGCACUACAAGCAGCAGUGGGGGCGGGCCUUAAAGGAGCUGGCCAGGUUCAAACAGGUGCGUCUGAACUGACCUCAGAUCUGUUCUAAACUUCUUCUGAGGGAACAUCCGGCGGUCCAUUCAUAAACUUUAAGAGAACUCUUAGUUACCGUGUAACGGCAGUUUUAAUUCAUAUUUAUUCCAGGUAUUAUUAUCCUGAUUAAUCCAUUUAUUGUUCUUUAAAGUAUAGAAAAGGUUAAU